Molecule: messenger RNA, 1020 nt
Organism: Callorhinchus milii (elephant shark)
Lineage: Eukaryota; Metazoa; Chordata; Chondrichthyes; Chimaeriformes; Callorhinchidae
Product: dihydrofolate reductase-like
Biological process (GO): glycine biosynthetic process; dihydrofolate metabolic process; tetrahydrofolate biosynthetic process
Cellular component (GO): mitochondrion
Molecular function (GO): dihydrofolate reductase activity; NADP binding
Source: RefSeq, marked provisional
GAAUUGCUGCAGCUUCUGGUUAAAGCUUUUGUUCUUUAUGCCAAGGUUCAGUUCAGCUAGAUCAAUUUGUUAUGCAAACUAUUCUAAAACAUUAGAAUGGCUGAAAUUAAUCCCAAAUCCAUCUGUCUGAUUGCAGCAGCUGAAAGAAAUAUGGGAAUUGGCAUAGAUGGAGAUUUGCCUUGGAAUUUACCGAAUGAGCUUAACUAUUUCAUUUCAAAAGUCACCGCAGUCUCGACUCCAGGCAAGAAAAACCUUCUUAUUUGCGGUAGAAGAAGUUGUCUCCCAAGCUAUUUAUCUGCACCAAACUGCUAUUUUGUAGUUCUGAGCAGAACCUUAAGUGCUGUGCCAGACAACGCCAACUACCUCUGCCAAAAUCUGAACAGUGCUCUUCAGCUUACAUCGAUACCUCCUCUGAGUGAGGAAAUUGAAACAAUAUGGGUUAUAGGUGGAGCAAAGCUGUUUGAGGAAGCCAGUAAACAUCCCUGGUGUGAACGCAUUUACCUUACAGAAAUCAUGGCUGAUUUGGAUUGUGAUACCUUCUUCCCACAAUUGGAUUUUCACAAUACCUUUAAACUGGUGGAGGGGUUUCCAGGAGUUCCCAAAGAAAUACAAGAGGAAAAUGGCAUCAAAUACAAAUUUCAAGUCUUUCAGAAAGUCCCCAGUUCUGGGUCUGAAAAUUAAUAUAUCCUUGUGUAAUAAUAUGAGAUGGAGUUUCAAGAUAUUAAAAAUAUUAAUUACCGUAUUUAGAUUCUGGUGUGAGUGAGGUCCUGUGACCUCCUUUCUGCUUUGUGUUGAAUUCCCUUUUUAAUGACCACAGGCAUCUUGUUCGAUACAGAUCUUUUAAAUCUUAAAAUUAUAUUUAAUAUAGCUGGAUUGAUGGACAUUAUUCAUUCUGCCUAUCUUAAUUACUUUAUUUGUUUAGAUAUUAUGAAAUAAAAUGAAAAUCUCUCAUUUUGCGUCACUACACGGUUUUAGCACGUCUCAGGGAGUUUGAAUUUAAUAAAACAAAAUGAUAAAUGG